AUGGAGGAGUACAACACUGCCAUGAAGAAGAUGAUGAGGAACCCCUACGAGUACCACCAUGAUCUGGGUUUUACAUUUGGGAUAAACGUUGAAGAAAAUGAACAAAUACGGUACUAUAAUGGUCUACCUAAAGCAGUUGCAUCGCUCGAAUGGGCCGUCUCCAAGGGAAAAGGAAAAGUGUGUGUGCAUUGCACUGCUGGUUUGGGAAGGGCUCCGGCUGUUGCAGUUGCUUACAUAUACUGGUUCCUUGGAAUGAAUAAAUCGCACAAUGCCGGACCAUUUUACGGCCGUUUUAGUGUUCCGGACUUCCACUACACAGUCAGUCUUACUUCCAAGAGACCUUGCGGGCCAAGUAAGAUGGCGAUAAGCGGAGCUACCUACUAUCUGACCAAAAAAGAUCCAUGGAAAGAGCCCCUUGAGAAUCUUCCUGAGUAUGCAUUUGAGGACAUAGCAGAUUGGGAAAGGAACUUGAUUAGAGACCGCGUGUGUUCUCUCCGCGGAACUUGA
Messenger RNA from Malus domestica (apple), 507 nucleotides. RefSeq names its product phosphoglucan phosphatase LSF2, chloroplastic-like. Lineage: Eukaryota; Viridiplantae; Streptophyta; Magnoliopsida; Rosales; Rosaceae. Gene Ontology annotation, biological process: starch catabolic process; dephosphorylation. Gene Ontology annotation, cellular component: chloroplast. The record is from RefSeq and is a predicted model, not a curated record. Gene Ontology annotation, molecular function: carbohydrate phosphatase activity; starch binding; protein tyrosine/serine/threonine phosphatase activity.